CGCGCAGCUUUUCGCCCGGCGGGAUUUCCGCAAUAUCAAGUAUGGCGAAGACGUACGAUUAUUUGUUUAAGUUACUGCUAAUCGGAGACUCCGGUGUCGGCAAAACCUGCGUGCUGUUCAGGUUCUCAGAGGAUGCUUUUAACUCGACAUUCAUCUCUACCAUAGGCAUUGACUUUAAGAUUAGAACGAUAGAGCUAGACAACAAGAAGAUAAAGUUACAGAUAUGGGACACAGCAGGGCAGGAGCGAUUUCGAACAAUCACAACAGCAUACUACAGAGGCGCGAUGGGUAUCAUGCUAGUCUAUGACAUCACCAACGAGAAGUCCUUUGAAAACAUAAAGAACUGGAUACGGAAUAUAGAGGAGCAUGCAUCGGCUGAUGUUGAAAAGAUGGUCCUCGGUAACAAAUGUGACAUCAAUGACAAACGGCAGGUGUCCAAAGACCGGGGAGAGAAACUGGCGCUGGAGUACGGUAUUAAGUUCAUGGAGACUAGUGCAAAGGCCAACAUCAACGUGGAAAACUCGUUUUUGACACUUGCCAGAGACAUCAAAUCAAAGAUGGACACAAAAUUGGAGGGCAGCAGUCCUCAGGGGAGCAGCCACAAGGUGAAGAUCUCUCAGCCCCAGAAGAAGAGCAGCUUCUUCCGCUGUGCCCUACUGUGAGGACCAGACCAUGGGUGUAUACCAAAUGGCCCACUAUUCCAUAUAUAGUGUGCUAUGUUUGACCAGGGCCCAUAGAACUCUAGUCAAACGUAGUGCACUAUGUAGGGAAUAGGGUGCCAUUUGGGAUGCAUACCAAAGGCCUUACCUACCCUCCGCCUGCCCUGGCUGGGAUAUGCUGGGGUGCUGGCUGGACACAACUGGACUGUGCUUGUUCCCAGCACCCCCCUCUCCUUCUACCCUAUUCCCUUCAGCCAGUCCCAAUUCACUCCCCACCUCUUCCCCUCGGCCCUAACCCUUAGAUGUUUGUGUAUCUGAAGUGUUUGAAUAGAUAUAUGCAGUUGUUUACACCUUGCAUAUACAGCGAGCUCCAAAAGUAUUGGGACAGUGACACAUGUUUGGUUGUUUUGUCUCUGUACUCCAGCACUUUGGGUAUUUGUGCACCUGUCAUUCUUCUUUCACUUGUCAUUAUUCACGAUUCAUUCAGGACUAUCCGUAAUCAUGGUAGCAUCCACAUUUAAUGUAGAUACGUUAAGAAACAUUCUAUUGUUAUUUACAAUAACAGUGACUGAAAAAAAUAGCACAAUAACAAACAGCAAAUGCAUCCAACAAAUCUGUAGAAUCACAAGCUUGACGUAGUCAUUGUGUGCUAUGAAUAUGUGAUGAAAUACUUCACUUUUAAUUACGUUAAUACAUGUAUAAGUGAAUUUGUCCCAAUACUUUAGUUCCCCUAACAUGGGGUGGGACUAUGUACAAAAAGUGCUGUAAUUUCUAAACGGUUCACCCGACAAUGAAAAUACCCUCAAAUGAAAGCUGACAGUCUGCGCUGGAGUACCGAACCUGAACAACCAAGAAUGUGUCACUGUCCCGAUACUUUUGUAGCUCGCUGUCCGUGAACAUCGAAGACUUGGGGCCAAUGGUAAUUGGUAAGGAGAUAAUUAGGACAAGUUGCCUCUUGCGCUCUCUCUCCCUCACUGUCCAUCUCUCCCAACGUCACGCCCUGGGGUAGCUGGAGUACGGUAACCGCGACUCCAUCCACAAUGGCCCCGUGACACCUGGUAAUGCUGCUGUCCUACCUGCGGCACACCAACCUCCUGUUUUCUCUCACCACGGGUCGGACAGACAGACCAACCGGUGGAAACACCACUUGUUUUUUAAGAAGGUUCAAAUGACAUGUCACACAGAAAAGCUCUUCUUCCUGUUUCACACUAGUCUCUAUGUACAUACAUGUUUCACAUGCAGCCACCUGGCUCCACACCUGCCAAAGUUGGAGCCCCGUUUACUUUUCAGUUCGAAUCGCUUGAAUGACCCAAAGGUUUGGGAUUGGGAACAUGAUGCGUGGAUGUUUAGAUACUAUUUGUAGGCCUCUCUUCCCCUAGCCACAUUGUUAACAUGAGCCAGAGACUAUUUGUAGGCCUCUCUUCCCCUAGCCACAUUGUUAACAUGAGCCAGAGACUAUUUGUAGGCCUCUCUUCCCCUAGCCACAUUGUUAACAUGAGCCAGAGACUGAUAAGCUUAUUUUUUUGAUGAAAGAGUUUUUAAAUGAAUAUAAUAUGACUUGAAUAUUCACAAUCCUUCAGGAAAGAUUGAUCGCUAAAUAAUUUAAUUACGCAGACUAAAAGAAAAUUCAAUUUGAAUGAUAUUCCGUUUUGUUUACAUUCCAAGAUAAUAAUUUGAUGCUAUUCUAUACAUGAGAGGCUUGCAACAGGCCUCUCUUCCUGGACAAAGUUAUUGUACUGAAUCCAAGUGUUUGACUUGUUUACUGCCAGUCCCAGAUGUUGUCUUGAGAACAAACACACAGCCUCUUAACCAUAGUGCUGCAGCACCACCUGAAAAAUUUGAAUUUAAAAAUAUAUUUAGACUUUUUUUAUAUACAUACAGUACCAGUCAAAAUUUUGGACACCUACUUAUUCAAGGGUUUUUCAUUAGUUGUGCUAUUUCUUUCUACGUUGUAGAAUAAUAGUGAAGACAUCAACAUGUCAUGUUAUUUCAUAGUUAUGUAGUAACCAAAAAAAUUGUUAAACAAAUCAACAUAUAUUUCAGAUUUUUUAAAUUAGCAACCCUUUGCCUUGAUGACAUCUUUGCACACUGUUGGGAUUCUCUCAACCAGCUUCACCUGGAAUGCUUUUCCAACAGUCUUGAAGGAAAAGUACUAAGCACAUGUUGGCUGCUUUCUUUCACUUUGUGGUCCAAUUCAUCCCAAACCAUCUCAGUUGGGUUGAGGUCGGGUGAUUGUGGAGGCCAGGUCAUCUGAUGCAGCACUCCAUCACUCUCCUUCUUGGUCAAAUAGCCCUUACACAGGCUGGAGGUGUGUUGGGUCAUUGUCCUGUUGAAAAACAAAUCACAGUCACGCUAAG
Molecule: messenger RNA, 3016 nt
Organism: Oncorhynchus masou masou (cherry salmon)
Lineage: Eukaryota; Metazoa; Chordata; Actinopteri; Salmoniformes; Salmonidae
Product: ras-related protein Rab-8A-like
Exons: 7
Coding region: 42-662 (206 amino acids)
Biological process (GO): regulation of exocytosis; Golgi vesicle fusion to target membrane; protein secretion
Cellular component (GO): plasma membrane; endosome; trans-Golgi network transport vesicle
Molecular function (GO): GTP binding; GTPase activity
Source: RefSeq, a predicted model, not a curated record